GAAAGACACUUAAAGUUUUGCGAAGUGAUGAAACUCUUUUAAAAUAACGUAUAAUGUUGCGAAAACAACUUCAUUAAACUUUAUUUUUACUCUAGUCAGACCCAGGUUAAGUAAUUUUAUUGCGAAAAAAGAAGAAAGAAAAUGCACAAUCUGAAAACUAUAGUAAUUAGCAGAGUUGCAGAUCAACAGUUCGAAACGAACUCAACACUUUGUGUUUUGAGAAACGAAAAUGAAGCCAAAGUUGCAACAGUGAUUGGUGGCGGUGUUAUCAGCGGAGACUUAGGAGUGAAAUUGUGUUCACUGGAUAACCAAGAUAUGUCGUUUAUGCGUACCGAUGAUAAUAUAAAUAAAUCGGGAAACAUGCGAAAGAGACAGCGGCUUGACCAUUUAACUUUAAUAGAGAAAAAUAAGAGAAGGAAGCUAAAAAACAGGAUUGCAGCCCAGUCUGCUAGGGAUAGGAGAAAAGCUCAGUUGGAAGAACUUGAGAAAGAAGUUUCUUGUCUUGAAAAAGAGAAAAAAGCUCUGCAUGAUGUAAAUGAAGCACUUUGUAGAAGAGUUUUGAUGAUGGAAGAAGAAAAUUCAAAACUGAAAUUGCAACUCAGGUCAACAGAUAGUAAUACAGAGCUAAGAAACAGUCAGCCACAAGCCAGCAUUCAGGAUCAGGAGGAUACAUUUCAUCAACCACAAGUUAACUCCGAGACGCAUAAAACUCUGUCUCGUGAACAAAAUUCCAGCAUCAUGGAUGAGGAAAAUGGAUGUAAAUCUUUUGAGCAUGCCUUGCUCAUUAAUGAACCUCUGCAGAAGGGACAAGAUUUACUACAUUUUCUCUUGAUGAUACAAUUAACCUAUUUGCAGAUGUUGAUAAUGAGUGUCAUGGAUUAUACCAGCUCCUUAAAAAGUGCAACAAAGAUCUCCAGUCUGACUACAGAACUACACAGAGAGACAAAACAACAGAUAGGGUCUCCAGAAAAUCAAUGUAUGAAAUGGUGGGGCCCACAGCAGAACAGCUGGAAUCCAUCAAAGAAUUUAUAAAGUUAGACCACUUUUAUUACAAGGAUCCUGAAGAUGUUUCAGACUGUCCAACAUUAGUAAUUCAACAAAAUUCAAACAUAGUCUUGCCAAACUCAUACAUGGAAGAUAAUAACGAAAACUUAAGUUUUUCUCCUCCAUCUGGUGACAACAGGCAGCUGAUUGACAAUGGAAAGAACCUCAUGGAUAUAGACUACUUUUUCAGUACUGAAUUGUUUACCAAUAAGCAGUUAUGUAACAUUAGUAACAAUUCUGAACAAGCAGAUACUGAAGGACAUCAGUUGUCAGAUGUUCCAUCCUUGAGAGACAACCUGUCAUCAUCUUGUUCUCCAGCAAGUCAGCAAAGUAGAUGU
Limulus polyphemus (Atlantic horseshoe crab) is the source of this 1382-nucleotide messenger RNA. Its product is annotated as X-box-binding protein 1-like. Bases 142 to 1032 code for a protein of 296 amino acids. The record is from RefSeq and is a predicted model, not a curated record. Gene Ontology annotation, molecular function: DNA-binding transcription factor activity, RNA polymerase II-specific; RNA polymerase II transcription regulatory region sequence-specific DNA binding. NCBI's taxonomy places the organism in Eukaryota, Metazoa, Arthropoda, Merostomata, Xiphosura, Limulidae. Gene Ontology annotation, cellular component: nucleus. The transcript has 6 exons.